This is a messenger RNA of Pantherophis guttatus, 1629 nucleotides long. It is a transcript of the gene CABP5, whose product is annotated as calcium binding protein 5. Gene Ontology annotation, cellular component: cytoplasm. Gene Ontology annotation, molecular function: calcium ion binding; calcium channel regulator activity. Lineage: Eukaryota; Metazoa; Chordata; Lepidosauria; Squamata; Colubridae. The record is from RefSeq and is a predicted model, not a curated record.
UUCUGGAAGCUUCUGUCUCUUCCAUACUUCCUGAGAAGCCAAGCGGGUCCAGGCUGCCAAUUUUCACCACGUGGCCGAUGUUAAUCUGGGCAAAGGAGGAGAGAUUUAUUUUACAGAUGUCACAGCCAGGAGAAGAACAAAAAAGGCCUGGAUGGAGGAGGGGUCGGAAAUGAAGGAGAGAUGAUCCCUUUCUCCCUCUAUAAAUCAGCCUCUUCCAAAGAGCUGAUUUUUCCGCUGCUGAACAUUGGGUGCCAGACUGGCUGGGGACUUGGUGACUGGACUGGGAACCACAUCUCUCUGUACCAUGCAGAACGGCCUGGGACCCGCUUGUAUCUUCUUGCGCAAGAACAUUGCUGACAAGCAGAGGCAACGUGAACUGAGUGGAGAUGAAAUUGAAGAACUCUGUGAAGCCUUUCAGGAGUUUGACAAGGACAAAGAUGGAUAUAUCAGCUGCAAAGAUCUGGGUAACCUCAUGAGGACAAUGGGGUACAUGCCAACUGAGAUGGAACUCAUAGAGCUGUCUCAACAGAUCAACAUGAAUCUUGGGGGACACGUAGCUUUUGAUGACUUUGUAGAGUUGAUGACCCCAAAACUGCUGGCAGAAACAGCGGGCAUGAUUGGUGUUCAAGAGAUGAGAGAUGUCUUCAAGGAGUUUGACACAAAUGGGGAUGGCAAGAUCACCUUGACUGAGCUGCGUCAGACCAUGCAACGGUUGAUGAGUGAGACGAUGACCUCUCAAGAGAUUAAUGAUAUGGUGAAGGAUGCUGACGUUAAUGGAGACGGGACUGUGGAUUUUGAAGGUGAUAUCUGGCAAUAUAAAAUUGAUGGAAAGAGAUUACAGGAUUAGGGAAAUCAGGGUGAGAGAUUAAAGUAUUAAAGCUCUAGAGAGAUCGGAUUUAGAAGCACAGAGUGACAAGAUACAGGCUUAAAUGGGUUUGGAUAAUAGAUUUAGAAAUUUAUUUAUUACGUAGUUCCAAUUUCAUGGAGAUUGGAGCUCGGCUGCAAUUUUCUCCCAUCCGGAGCAGAUUUUUGAAGUUUGAAGGACUAAGGUAAAUAUUAUAGUAAUAUUUCCUAUUAAGCUAUAUAUUUCUCUUAUCUAAGAGUUUAGUGUGUUCCAUCUUUAAAAUGUAAAAAACAGGAACAUUUUAGUGGCACCCCAAUCCAUUAUUUUCCUCAACUCCUUUGCAUUAUAAUUGUACUGAUUUAUACCAAGAAGAUAUUUAUUGCCAGAGAUCUGAACUAGAGAGGAAGAGAGAGAGAGAGAAACUUUUGAACUAACUGCUGAAUGAGGGGUGAUAAGAGUUGAGGUCACCAGUUUGGAAAGAUUAGCCUCUUCUAAUAGAAAAUCAGAAGAUCACAUCUUAAGACCUUAAGAUGAAGGGUGUGCCAUUUCCAUAGUUGUAUGAUAUGAUCAAAGGAAACUUGAUCUGUACCUAAUCAGGCAACAGAAUAAAUUUAGAUCAGCUUUCUAGUCCUUAACAACUGCAAAAAGGGACCUUAGUUGCUUUAAUUCCCCUAUUGCCACAUUUCUGACAGUUAGGCAGAAACCAGUUGAGGUCAUUAAGCAAACUUCAUGGAUGGUGUAAGGAUUUGACAUUAAAACAAUCAGGGCUAGUGUAAGUCUACUAA